AUGGCGGUGCCGGCUCGGACCUGCGGCGCCUCUCGGCCCGACCCGGCGCGGACCGCGCUCCGAUGGCCCAGCCGCGGCUCCCGGCUCGGCCCCGGCGCCCGGCGCCCGGCGGCCGGUCCCCCGCGCCCGCUGGCGCUGCUCCUGCCGCCGCUGCUGCUGCUCCCGCUGCUCGCCGCCCCCGGCGCCUCAGCCUACAGCUUUCCUCAGCAGCACACGGUGCAGCAUUGGGCCCGGCGCCUGGAGCAGGAGAUUGAUGGUGUGAUGCGGAUCUUUGGGGGCGUCCAGCAGCUCCGCGAGAUCUACAAGGACAACAGGAAUCUGUUUGAGGUGCAGGAGAAUGAGCCUCAGAAGCUGGUGGAGAAGGUGGCGGGGGACAUUGAGAGCCUGCUGGACAGGAAGGUGCAGGCCCUGAAGAGAUUGGCUGAUGCUGCAGAGAAUUUCCAGAAAGCUCACCGCUGGCAGGACAACAUCAAGGAGGAAGACAUCGUGUACUAUGACGCCAAAGCCGAUGCUGAGCUGGACGACCCUGAGAGUGAGGAUGUGGAAAGGGGGUCCAAGGCCAGCACCCUCCGGCUGGACUUCGUUGAGGACUCAAACUUCAAGAACAAGGUCAACUAUUCAUACACGGCCGUGCAGAUCCCCACGGACAUCUACAAAGGCUCCACCGUCAUCCUCAAUGAACUCAACUGGACGGAGGCCCUGGAGAAUGUGUUCAUGGAGAACCGCAGGCAGGACCCCACCCUCCUGUGGCAGGUCUUCGGCAGCGCCACGGGAGUCACUCGCUACUAUCCAGCUACGCCGUGGCGAGCCCCCAAGAAAAUCGACCUGUACGAUGUCCGAAGGAGACCCUGGUAUAUCCAGGGGGCCUCGUCGCCCAAGGACAUGGUCAUCAUCGUGGAUGUGAGUGGCAGUGUGAGUGGCUUAACCCUGAAGCUGAUGAAGACAUCAGUCUGUGAGAUGCUUGACACGCUCUCUGAUGACGACUAUGUCAACGUGGCCUCGUUCAAUGAAAAGGCGCAGCCUGUGUCAUGCUUCACACACCUGGUGCAGGCCAACGUGCGCAACAAGAAGGUGUUCAAGGAAGCUGUGCAGGGCAUGGUGGCCAAGGGCACCACGGGAUACAAGGCCGGCUUUGAGUACGCCUUCGACCAGCUGCAGAACUCCAACAUCACUCGUGCCAACUGCAAUAAGAUGAUCAUGAUGUUCACGGAUGGCGGCGAGGACCGCGUGCAGGACGUCUUUGAGAAGUACAACUGGCCCAACCGGACGGUGCGCGUGUUCACUUUCUCCGUGGGGCAGCACAACUAUGACGUCACACCGCUGCAGUGGAUGGCCUGCACCAACAAAGGUUACUAUUUUGAGAUCCCUUCCAUCGGUGCCAUCCGCAUCAACACGCAGGAAUAUCUUGACGUAUUGGGCAGGCCCAUGGUGCUGGCGGGCAAGGAGGCCAAGCAGGUGCAAUGGACUAAUGUGUACGAGGAUGCACUGGGGCUGGGGAUGGUGGUGACAGGGACCCUCCCUGUUUUCAACCUGACACAAGACGGCCCUGGGGAAAAGAAGAACCAGCUGAUCCUGGGCGUGAUGGGCAUCGAUGUGGCUCUGAAUGACAUCAAGAGGCUGACUCCCAACUACACACUUGGAGCCAACGGCUACGUAUUUGCCAUUGACCUGAAUGGCUACGUAUUGCUUCACCCCAACCUCAAGCCCCAGACCACCAACUUCCGGGAGCCUGUGACCCUGGACUUCCUGGAUGCAGAGCUGGAGGAUGAGAACAAGGAGGAGAUCCGCAGGAGCAUGAUCGACGGCAACAAGGGCCACAAGCAGAUCAGAACCCUGGUCAAGUCCUUGGAUGAGAGGUACAUAGACGAGGUGACGCGGAACUACACCUGGGUGCCCAUAAGGAGUACCAACUACAGCCUCGGGCUCGUGCUCCCGCCAUACAGUACCUUCUACCUCCAAGCCAACCUCAGUGACCAGAUCCUACAGGUCAAGUUGCCAAUCAGCAAACUGAAGGAUUUUGAGUUCCUGCUCCCCAGCAGCUUUGAGUCUGAAGGACAUGUUUUCAUUGCUCCCAGAGAGUAUUGCAAGGACCUGAAUGCCUCAGACAACAACACCGAGUUCCUGAAAAACUUCAUUGAGCUCAUGGAGAAAGUGACUCCAGACUCCAAACAGUGCAACAACUUCCUCCUGCACAACCUGAUCCUGGACACAGGCAUCACACAGCAGCUGGUGGAGCGCGUGUGGCGGGACCAGGAUCUCAACACGUACAGCCUUCUGGCCGUGUUUGCCGCCACCGAUGGUGGCAUCACUCGAGUGUUCCCCAACAAGGCAGCUGAAGACUGGACAGAGAACCCCGAGCCCUUCAAUGCCAGCUUCUACCGCCGCAGCCUGGACAACCACGGCUAUGUCUUCAGGCCCCCCCAGCAGGAUGCCCUGUUAAGGCCUCUGGAGCUGGAGAAUGAUACGGUGGGCAUCCUUGUCAGCACAGCUGUGGAGCUCAGCCUGGGUGGACGUACACUGAGGCCAGCAGUGGUAGGCGUUAAGCUGGACCUAGAGGCCUGGGCUGAGAAGUUCAAGGUGCUAGCCAGCAACCGUACCCACCAGGACCAGCCUCAGAAGCAGUGUGGCCCCAACAGCCACUGUGAGAUGGACUGCGAGGUUAACAAUGAGGACCUGCUCUGUGUCCUCAUUGAUGAUGGGGGAUUCCUGGUGCUGUCAAACCAGAACCAUCAGUGGGACCAGGUGGGCAGGUUUUUCAGUGAAGUGGAUGCCAACCUGAUGCUGGCACUCUACAAUAACUCCUUCUACACCCGCAAGGAGUCCUACGACUAUCAGGCGGCCUGUGCCCCCUUACCCCCUGGCAACCUGGGUGCUGCACCCCGGGGCAUCUUUGUGCCCACCGUUGCAGACUUCCUUAACCUAGCCUGGUGGACGUCUGCUGCAGCCUGGUCUUUGUUCCAGCAACUUCUCUAUGGUCUCAUCUACCACAGCUGGUUCCAGGCAGACCCCGCGGAGGCCGAGGGGAACCCCGAGGUGCGCGAGAGCAGUUGCGUCAUGAAACAGACCCAGUACUACUUCGGCUCGGUGAACGCCUCCUACAACGCCAUCAUCGACUGCGGAAACUGCUCCAGGCUCUUCCACGCGCAGAGACUGAUCAACACCAACCUUCUUUUCGUGGUGGCCGAGAAGCCGCUGUGCAGCCAGUGUGAGGCCGGCCGGCUACUGCAGAAGGAGACACACUGCCCAGCGGACGGCCCGGAGCAGUGUGAACUGGUGCAGAGACCGCGAUACCGGAGAGGCCCACACAUCUGUUUCGACUACAACGCCACGGAAGAUACCUCAGACUGUGGCCGCGGAGCCUCCUUCCCCCCGUCGUUGGGCGUCCUGGUGUCCCUCCAGCUGCUGCUCCUCCUGGGCCUGCCUCCCCGGCCGCAGCCUCAAGUCCACGCCACGCCACUCUGA
This is a messenger RNA of Budorcas taxicolor (takin), 3462 nucleotides long. RefSeq names its product calcium voltage-gated channel auxiliary subunit alpha2delta 2 (gene CACNA2D2). Lineage: Eukaryota; Metazoa; Chordata; Mammalia; Artiodactyla; Bovidae. The transcript is spliced from 39 exons. Gene Ontology annotation, cellular component: voltage-gated calcium channel complex. The record is from RefSeq and is a predicted model, not a curated record. Gene Ontology annotation, molecular function: voltage-gated calcium channel activity. Bases 1 to 3462 code for a protein of 1153 amino acids.